Messenger RNA from Eriocheir sinensis (Chinese mitten crab), 2097 nucleotides. RefSeq lists its product as uncharacterized. The transcript is spliced from 11 exons. The record is from RefSeq and is a predicted model, not a curated record. Bases 453 to 1415 code for a protein of 320 amino acids. Lineage: Eukaryota; Metazoa; Arthropoda; Malacostraca; Decapoda; Varunidae.
CCGCGCCAUUGCAGUAAACAUCGACGGGUUCAAAUGUGUGUCGUCGUGUCCUCCAUAUCUUGUGUCCGCGGGCGAUGAGGAAGCCACAGAAGCAUAAUUAGAGCCUGCCUGUCUGUCCCUGUCCUUUAGCUGAGGUAAACAUUGCUCGGCGGCUCGGACCAUCACUGCGAGGCGCCACACUGUAAGGUGGCAGAUAAUCUCAGGACCUAGUGUGUCGUUGCUCUGAGGCCAAGUGAGGCAGGGCUGUGAGGGAUGCCAGUGGGACUUCAAGAGGAUGACCGAUGUAUUUGUGUAUUGACGGAGGCUAAGACAGGGCCGCCGUCUCGUCAGGCAAGAUGGGACACCGCCAGGAGGGAACGUGAGCCGGUGAGGGUUUUGGAAAGGUUGCAGUUCCUCCUCGACAGUUACUCCAGACAAACACUGGAUAGCGAUUAGUGUAACACGCGGCCCGGAUGGUUAGGACAAGGGAGCACAUAUGCUGGCUCUGCUGCGGAUCAUUAUCCAAUAGAAGAAUCGUGCUGGGCCAUCCCGGACACCUGUGCCGGGCGGGGCUGCUCAGGUGGCGGCGCUGCGUCAGGGAGAGUAACAUCAUAAAGCCGGCACAAGCUACGCCAUCCGCCCCUCGCCCGCCCGUAACAGCGGCCUCGCAUCAGGGUAGCUUAGCCGGACGUGCAAGCCGCCGCGGGGGUCUGGCGGGCUACUCCGUUCUGCGUCACCAGCGGGGUUUACGGAAGGCGCUCCACCCCAUGCGGGAAAUACUAACCGACCAUAAGAGAGGAAACGGUGGUCGCUCGACUGCACCUGAUCGACGCGUCAGCACCAGGAGCAGGAGAGGAGGAGGAGGAGCAGUAGUAGCGGCAGCAGGAGUAGAAAGGUUGGGGGCGAAGUCUCAGCACCAGGCCUCAGCAGCUCGGGCAAGGAUUGGACCCGAAGUCUGCCGCCCCGAACACCUGCCUGACGGGGACACAGCAAGUGUGGCAGCGUCGGCGUGCCCGGUGUGUUCCCUUCACUCACAGCGCCAUCAAGCAGCACAGGUAGCGGCCGCUCGCUGCGGGUCGCUGUGUAACGCAGCAAUACGAGCUCAUUCGGGCCCCAUCCGUCCCUUCGUCUUGGCGGAUUCAAACCCUUGGCGUGAACGAUCCAAUCAAGGCUUCCAAGGACCAAAUCGCCCAGGAAUUGGUUCGAACGAGCCAUUGAGGAGAGCAGGACGGGACCAGCAGACCAGUCAAGAGAACGUGGAUCCUCCGGACGCCACACCAGCCCCUCGUCUCCUCCAUCAACCUCAGCACCUUGCCUAUUCUCUCCUACUCCCCCGUCACUGGCUGAACACGCUCCCUCGCCCGUGGAAAAAGCACCUAAAGGUCACCAUCAGCGCACUGGGGAGAAAAAAGGGACGGCGGGGAGGGUUACUGUAAUUGCCGCUGACACUUCCACCCUCGCCGCCGCCCGAGGUCCUCCUAACACUGAUCUGAGCCGAGAUUCCAUUCCGGUGGGUGUGAACUUUUCUUUACUUUUAUUCAGUGGUGAGUCUGCGUGUGCUUCUGUAUUUUCUUAGUCUGGAAAUACGUUAUGUUACUGGAAAGGCAACUGUGUACAUUCACCUAUUCCUAUUGUAUUAAACACUAGAAACUUUAACGUAAUUUUAUCUAGAAAUUGACGAAAGUAAAUUUAUUGACGGAAAAGGCGAUUAUUUUCAUUCUGUUGCAUAAGACACUCACUUAGCAAUUUUGAUUAUGAAUAAGACAAAUAAGUACUUUUACCUCUUGCAUAAAAUACCCAUUCCAUUUCUUUAUCUAGAAAUUGACGAAGCUUUAAUUGAACGAGUUAUUAAUUAAAAGCAAUUACCCACACACUCCAAAGUUAAGUAAAAGUCUAUCUAAACCAAUUACAUAGUCUGACGUAAGUAAUCAAUUUUAUGUAGACACUGACGAAGCUUUAAUUAAAUGUGUUAAGUAAUUACACCCACAGCAAAAUUAUUAAGUAAAACAAUAUAUCCACUAAACUUGUUACACCCACGGCAAAAUUAUUAAGUAAAACAAUAUAUCUCCACUAAUUAUGGAAGUAUCAUCAAUUGGUAAAAAUAGUUAAACGAAAUAA